Messenger RNA from Linum trigynum, 3079 nucleotides. The record is from the annotation of a GenBank genome assembly. Lineage: Eukaryota; Viridiplantae; Streptophyta; Magnoliopsida; Malpighiales; Linaceae.
UAUGCCGAUUUUAUGUUGCCACCGGCAUGACAACCAUGACCGUGAAUAACUAACUUUUUAGAUAUGAAACCGUACUAGAAUCACUGGUCGAGCCGAUUCAACCUGUUAUGGGCCGAGCCAGCGCUAUGAUGUCUGUUUUUUUUUUUUUUUUUCCGUCCGGGUAAUCAAAAUCAAUCUACGAAAAGGAAAAAGGAAAUCCAGCCAAAUCAAGUCCGUCCCCUUCGUUAAUAAAUUGGCAAAAAGGACAAUGACCAACCAAAUUCUUCGCGAUUAGGGUUCUGCGCAAAGCGGAACUCCGCAAAAUCGAAAAAGCUUUCGGACCCAAAAUCCUCACCAACAUAUCCUCCCCUGUCCUCCGGUCGUCCCACCACCAGUUCUCCGUCAGUCAGCUCUAUCAUACCCACCGCCGCCGCGGCCUCUUCUCCACCUCUCGCCAGUUCACGGCUGAAGUAGAGAGGAAGUACUUGUCGCGUCGUCGACAAUGGGGAAUUCAGGGAAGGAGGCCGAUGCAUCCCUUGGCUACCUGACCAGGAAGGACACGGAGGUGAAGCUCCCCCGUCCUACUCGGGUCAAGAACAAGACCCCAGCUCCGAUUCAAAUCACCGCCGAGCAGAUUCUCCGCGAGGCACGCGAGCGGCAGGAAGCCGAAAUCCGCCCUCCCAAGCAGAAAAUCACCGACACCGGUGAGCUUGCGGACUACCGUCUCCGCAAGAGGAAGGAGUACGAAGACCUGAUCCGGCGGGUCAGGUGGAACAUCAGCGUUUGGGUGAAGUAUGCUCAGUGGGAGGAGUCCCAGAAGGAUUUCAGCCGAGCUCGCUCCGUCUGGGAGCGAGCUCUCGAAGUUGACUACCGCAACCACACGUUGUGGCUCAAGUAUGCCGAUUUCGAGAUGAAGAACAAGUUCAUUAAUCAUGCUAGGAAUGUCUGGGACAGGGCAGUCAGUCUUUUACCCAGAGUGGAUCAGCUAUGGUAUAAGUAUAUACAUAUGGAGGAAAUGCUUGGUAAUGUAGCUGGUGCCCGCCAGAUCUUUGAGAGGUGGAUGGAUUGGAUGCCUGACCAGCAAGGUUGGCUUUCCUUUAUCAAAUUUGAGCUUCGGUAUAACGAGAUUGAGCGUGCUCGAGGAAUUUAUGAGAGAUUUGUUGAGUGUCACCCUAAGGUUACUGCGUGGAUUAGGUUCGCCAAGUUUGAGAUGAAGAAUGGUGACAUUGCUAGGGCUAGAAAUGUGUACGAGCGUGCGGUUGAGAAGCUGUCUGAGGAUGAGGAAGCAGAGAAUUUGUUUGUGGCAUUUGCCGAGUUUGAAGAGAGAUGCAAGGAAACUGAACGUGCUCGGUGUAUAUACAAGUUUGCUUUAGAUCAUAUCCCUAAGGGAAGUGCCGAGGAUCUGUAUAGGAAGUUUGUUGCUUUUGAGAAGCAGUAUGGAGAUAAGGAGGGGAUAGAGGAUGCGAUAGUCAGUAAAAGGAGAUUCCAGUAUGAAGAUGAAGUGAGGAAAAACCCGCUCAAUUAUGAUGCUUGGUUUGAUUACAUUCGGCUGGAAGAAAGUGUUGGGGAGAAGAAUAGAGUUAGAGAGGUUUAUGAACGUGCCAUUGCUAAUGAGCCUCCUGCGCCGGAGAAGAGAUAUUGGCAGCGAUAUAUCUAUUUGUGGAUAAACUAUGCCCUCUAUGAAGAGCUGGAUGCAGAAGAUGUUGAGCGAACAAGGGCGGUCUACAGGUUGUGCUUGCAACAAAUACCUCACGAGAAGUUCUCAUUUGCUAAGAUUUGGCUUUUAGCUGCCCAGUUUGAGAUCCGCCAUUUAAAUCUGAAGGGUGCUAGACAGAUUUUAGGCAAUGCAAUUGGAAAGGCUCCAAAGGACAAGAUAUUCAAGAAAUAUAUUGAGAUAGAGUUGCAGCUUGGUAAUAUGGACCGUUGCCGGAAACUUUAUGAGAAGUACCUGGAGUGGUCCCCUCAAAAUUGCUAUGCCUGGAGUAAAUUUGCCGAGUUGGAGAGAUCCCUUGGUGAAACUGAGAGAGCAAGAGCAAUUUUUGAGCUAGCCAUUGCUCAGCCAGCCUUGGAUAUGCCUGAGCUUCUGUGGAAGGCAUAUGUUGAUUUUGAAAUCUCUGAGAAGCAAAUCGAUAGAACACGGCAACUUUAUGAGAGACUGUUGGAUCGGACCAAGCACCUGAAAGUCUGGAUCAGCUAUGCAAAGUUUGAAGCUUCCGCAAUGCUCCCCAUGGGGAAUGAUGAAGAUGAUGAUGAUUCGGAGGAGGCUACAGUUUCUGAGGAUCAGAAGAAAGCUACAAUUUCUGAGGAUCAGAUGAAAUUGUGUAUUCAAAACGCAAGAAGUGUUUUUGAGAAAGCCCUCAACUACUUCAGAACUACUGCUCCUGAGCUGAAAGAGGAGCGGGCGAUGCUUCUAGAAGAAUGGCUCAACAUGGAGAGCAGCUUUGGCGAGCUUGGUGAUGUCGCUUUGGUCCAGCCUAAGCUACCCAAGAAGUUAAAAAGGAGGCGGCCAAUCAGUUCAGAAGAUGGUAUCUCUGGGAUGGAAGAUUAUGUCGACUAUGUGUUCCCGGAGGAAAAUAAUGCUCCAAACCUAAAGAUCUUGGAAGCGGCUUACAAAUGGAAGAAACAAAGGCUUUCUUCUUCAGACGAUUAGCCGAAAUCUCUCUGUUGUUUGUUCUGGGUUAAUUCACUUUGGCUAUGUACAGAUCGUUGGGGGUGUUUAUGGUGCUUUGGAGCAAAAAGGAUGCCAACCAUGUCCACCGGAACCUUAGAAUGCCUGUUUUAACUUGGAAAAAUUGAGUGUCCUAGUUUUGACAUUGAAGCGAGUAGGGAAGAAGAAACGGCUGUGUGUUGAUUCUGUUAUUGUUAGCCCUUUUUUUUUUUUUUGACAACCUGUUAUUGUUAGCCCGAGAUUGGAUUACUUGCGCACUUACUUACUAGUGUACUUGUUCUAUGAAAACCGUUUGAAGCAGGAAUCAGAUGGGUAACAUUAGGUUUUUUUCUGUCAAUUUACAGCGUUGUGUUUUAUUUUGUGUUUUACUACGCCACAGCCGAUCCAUCUAUCAAGAAAAUAGAAAGAACCUAAUAAAUGAACACUGUCACA